Messenger RNA from Purpureocillium lilacinum, 3051 nucleotides. RefSeq names its product phosphate system positive regulatory protein pho81. Lineage: Eukaryota; Fungi; Ascomycota; Sordariomycetes; Hypocreales; Ophiocordycipitaceae. Gene Ontology annotation, biological process: lipid metabolic process. The record is from RefSeq and is a predicted model, not a curated record. Gene Ontology annotation, molecular function: protein binding; phosphoric diester hydrolase activity.
AUGUACGUCCCUGUCUCGAAGUUCGGCAAGCAGAUCCAGAAGCGCCAGCUUGAGGUCCCCGAAUAUGCUGCCAGCUUUGUCAACUACAAGGCCCUGAAAAAGCUCAUCAAGAAGCUCUCCGCAACGCCAACCCUAGCCGCCCAGAAUGACAUCUUGCGCUCUGCCACGCCUGUGGACUCGCAAGCAGCCCUCCAGGCGAACAAGGCCACAUUCUUCUUCCAACUGGAACGUGAGCUCGACAAAGUAAAUGCCUUCUAUCUCCAGAAGGAAGCCGAGCUCAAAAUUCGUCUCAAGACGUUGCUCGACAAAAAGAAAGUGCUGCAGACGCGCCAAGGAAUCUCGAGACGCUCGUCCAAGUUCACAACUUUGGAGGAGGGCUUUCAACAAUUUGCCACGGACCUCAACAAGCUCCAGCAGUUUGUCGAGAUCAAUGGCACCGCCUUCUCCAAGAUCCUGAAGAAAUGGGACAAGACGUCCAAGUCCAAGACAAAAGAGCUCUACCUCUCGCGGGCCGUCGAGGUUCAACCCUUCUUCAACGCCACCGUCAUAAGUGAGCUCUCCGAUCAGGCCACGACCAGUCUUCAAGAGCUUGGCGCCUGGUCGGAUGGAAUCCAAGUCAACUUCCAGACGUCCGGCCACGUUGUCACGAGCCAGCACUUCCUGGGUACCGAUGAGGGCGAUGCAGACACUCUGCUCCUUGAUACCGUCAUCACCGGCAAUUUGGAGUCGCUGCGGGACCUGCUGGCUAAGAUGCAGUCUGCUAGCGACGUGAGCGACGGCGACAACUCGUUGACGGACCGUGUCACUCGGACAUUCUUGACGGCCAUCCAUGACGCUCCGCAGACAGCUCUACAGGUGCUGCUCGACACCGGCCUGGUAGAUCUUCACUCCUACGACGACAUUAAUGAGCGCAACUGCCUCCACCAGGCAGCAAUCUACGGCAAGCAGUAUGUCCUGGAAUGGGGUCUCAAGGCUGGGGUCGCUGUCGACCGCACCGAUGUGUAUGGGAGAGUCCCGUUGCACUAUGCCAGCUUGCAUGGGCGCCUGACGAUGCUGGAAGUGCUUUUGAAUGCAAACCCUUCGACGAUUGACCUCAUUGACCAUGACAACUUCACACCCCUGAUCCAUUCCAUAAUCCACGGCCACCUCAACUGCAUUGAGCAUCUCCUCGCCAAGUCUGCACGCAUCGACCCCAUCUCAGAUACGGAUCAUGUUCCCCUCAAUCUUGCCUGCGAGCACGGCUCCGAACCAGUCGUCGAGAUGCUCCUGAAGCACGGGGCCAAGAUAUUGCCAGAUGCCGAGGGCCUCUACCCCCAGCACCUGGUCGCGCGGGCCGGGAAAUCGUCGCAGCUGCUGCUGCUCUUGAAGCAGUACGGCGCGGAUCUCGACCAGAUCGACAAGCUGUACGGCUGGACGCCGCUGGUACACGCGGCCAGCGAAGGCAACGUCGACUGCCUUCAAGCCCUGCUCAAGGUUGGCGUCGAUGUAAACAUUGUCGACGAAAAGGAGCUGCCAGCCAUGUAUUACGCCGCUUGGGAGGGCCAUCUGGCCUGCAUGAAGCUGCUUACACCCUUCAACACCCGCAUCAAGGCCAGCCCCCUGGUAGCCCAACCGUCUCUUGGGCCAAUGGACAGCAGUAGCGCGCCGCUACCCAUGUCGUUGGAUCCGGAUGCGAUUCCGGUUCUCGAGCUGCCUCCCCCCAUCAUCCCGCUGCGCCGCUACGGCCACAACUUCUUGGACACCAAGACUGUCGUGCAAAUCAACUUUGACGAGGGCAAGGAGCAGCCGUUGAUAUUCUUCCAAGACGGCAAGUAUCCCGCUGCGCGCCUGACCAUCUCCUCCAAAGUCUCGGACCUCAUCCCCAAGAACAUUAUCCUACCUUUCCAAGAAGAUACCCGAACCGUUUCCUUUCAAGUCGACAACCUCGACACCUUUUCUCUGGAUUUUGACGUCUUUCCGACCUACGGCGCCAAGGUCAUUGCCAAGACGGUGGUGCUUCCCACGGCGUUUAAGACGCAGCAGGGCAGCUCGAGUUGUUGCCUUCCGCUGUUCGACCCCCGGCUGCGGGCCAUCGGCCAGAUCAGCUUCAGCACGCAGGUCAUCAAGCCGUUCCGGGGCCAGCCGCUCGAGAUUACGGACUUUGAGACGUACUGGAAAGCCACGAGCCAGUUCAACCAGCCGACCAACGCCGUCGUCACGGGGUCUAGUUUGUCUGGCGACUAUGUGCGGCUGUUUGUGCAAUACACGAGCGACGGCGUGCCUGUCGUCUGGCCGCAGUGGACCAUUGCUUGUGGCGGCCUGCAAAUACCGGUGUGUAGGCUGUCUUUGGAGCAAUUCUCGGCGAUCACGGCGAAGAGCACUAGUCGUGCCGAGCUGGCAGGCCUUCCGUCAAAAACAGUCGAGAACAUUGCGGAGAUUUAUCACACAUUGGCCACGGCCGGUGUCACGCUCAAGGAAGCCCUGUCCAUCCUGCCUCGCGGGGUCCACGUCAACCUCCAGGUUCUGUACCCGUCUGCAGAAGAGGAGCGGAUGCUGGCGCUCGGCCCAGCCCUCGACGUCAACGUGUUUGUCGACGCCAUUCUGACGGCAGUCUUUGACCAUGCGCGGGCUCAGAGGGCACAGUUCCAGUCUCCCGACGUGGCGCGGUCCAUGGUCUUUUCCAGCUACAACGCCCGACUGUGCACGGCGCUCAACUGGAAGCAGCCCAACUUCCCAGUCUUCCUCUGCAACGACCUGGGCAGGGAAGAGAACCUCAACGGCACAAGCAAGCUGUCGAACAGCGGGCGCAGGAGCACGUCGAUUAAGGAAUCGGUCCGGAUCGCGCAGAGCAACAACUUUAUGGGCCUGAUGUGCUAUUCUCGGCUCUUGGAGAUGGUGCCCGCUCUCGUCGAUGCAAUCAAGUCUCACGGGCUGGCGCUGGUCAUGGACAAGUCCAACGACUCGCCCGACACGAGCCCGCUGACGGAACCGUUCCCCCGCCCACCUAAAGGAGUGGAUGGCGUUUUGAAGAAUCAUGGUAUUUUGCGCUUCAACGACUCGAUAGACAUGUAG